Hibiscus syriacus is the source of this 900-nucleotide messenger RNA. RefSeq names its product patellin-1-like. Bases 106 to 645 code for a protein of 179 amino acids. NCBI's taxonomy places the organism in Eukaryota, Viridiplantae, Streptophyta, Magnoliopsida, Malvales, Malvaceae. The record is from RefSeq and is a predicted model, not a curated record. The transcript has 2 exons.
CCAGCCUAGCGAUACUCGCUUUCCUUAAUUUGCCCUAUAAUUCUCCUCUUUCUCUCUUCUUUAAAGAGAACAGGCUCUCUCUUUGGUUACUAAAGCUGUGGAAAUAUGGGAGGUUGCGCCACCAAACCUAAGGUUUUAAAGGCUGACAACCGCAGUAUCCCGGCACCGCCUCCCGAGCCGAAGAAAGAAGCUGUUGCGGAGGAGGCAGAGGAGGGCGUGGACGUCGUUGCUGAAAAAGGCGAUCGAGAGGCGGAAGGCGAUGUUGUUGGUGAUGAUGUUAAGAGCAAGGAUGUUGAUGAGGCUAAUAAGGUUGAUGAUGGAACGAGCAAGCCAGAGUCUCUUGGUAACUUGUUGAAUGAGAAUGAAAAUAAGAGCGUAACCGAGACCGAGACUGAUAACAACGCGCCGUCGGAGCCGACUAAAACCGAACCACUGGAUGCAGCGGAUCAAGAAUCAACGGAGGAGAAGAAGCCAACCGAGCCAAUCGAGUCGACCAAGGAGCCAGAGCCUUUGUCUGUCGAACCCCAAGCGGCACCAGAGGCGACAGCAACAUUGGAUGGGGCUGAGCCUGAGACAGAAAAGAAAGAAACAUCAUCAGCUGCGGCAGUUGAAGGUGAAGAAGGGAAGACUGAAGUAGCAAAGUGAAGUUGCGACACUUGUGUUCAAACAAGUGUAAUAAGUUCACAUCUUGCUUCUUUUUCUGUUGGUUUAGGAUGUUAUAGAAAUCAAGUACUUCACUUGGUUUACGGCUUUUAUCAUGUGACAUAUGUUUGUUGCUCUGAAAUGAUUUUUUUUUUUACAUCCUAGUUUGUGCUUUUGCUUUCUAUAUUUUUUCCACUCAUUCACAAUGACAUUUGUUUUUAUCAUGUUCAAUUUAUAAGCAUGUAUCUUAGAUCUUAA